UGACUCUGACCUUUGUGUGUUACAUGCACACACCGGUACACACCUGGAAGUAAAGAACAAACAGCACUGACAGCAGACAGGUGGGCUGGCUGAGGAGACAACGUUUGCCUGUGAUUUUUGUUAGACCAAGCGUGCUCUCGCUGGUGACGUCUCCAGGAACUUAAACUCUCUGUUUUGGACUCUGACCGUGAUGGGAUGGCUGCUCGCUGAGCAGAGUCACCAGACCUACAUCUGCUGCUGCUGCUUCUGCUGCAGAGAUCCGACACAGGAAACUUAGAGUGAUGGAGCUGAAACCUUCUCUGCUCUCGCACACAACUUUUUGUUGUGGUCAUUAUUAGAAGAAGAAAAACGGCAUCUUCUCCAUCUACUUGAGGAAUUCCGGCCUGUUGGCUAUUUUUGUUCUUGUGUUUGCUUUCACUAUUUUGUGAAAGGACACGUAAAAAGGAAGGAAGGGGAGUGACAGAGAGAAAGAGAGAACAACGCAGGGGGUAAGACGCAGACGACUACAGUGUGAGCGUCUUCCUGAGUGACAGUUGUUGACUGGAGCAGCUGAGAGGAGUACAAGUGGCUCUUCAUCGAUAGCUCUUCAUCUCUUUUGUCCCAGAAAACGUCGGGAGACGACAUGGUUCGGUGGUUCCACAGAGACAUCACUGGUCUGGAAGCCGAGGAGGUCCUGAAGUCUCGGGGCAUCCCUGGCAGCUUUUUGGCUCGACCCAGCAAGAAAAAUGUUGGUGAUUUCUCCCUGUCGGUCAGGGUGGGUGAUUUGGUUACCCACAUCCGCAUCCAAAACACUGGAGACUAUUAUGACCUGUAUGGUGGGGAGAAGUUCGCCACCCUGUCAGAGCUGGUGGAAUACUACACAGCAGAGAACGGCAUCCUUCAGGACAAAGACGGCACAAUCAUUGAGCUGAAAUACCCGCUGAACUGCUCCGACCCCACCACCGAGAGGUGGUACCAUGGUCACCUGUCCGGCCCGAACGCAGAGAAACUUCUCACUGCCCGAGACGAGCCGGGAACCUUCCUGGUCAGGGAGUCGUUGUCCAAGCCCGGAGACUUUGUCCUCUCUGUACUUACGGAUGAAAUAAACAAAAAUGGAGGAAAAAGAGUUUCCCACAUCAAGAUAAUGUGUCAGAACGACCGGUAUACGGUAGGAGGCUCGAAACUGUUCGACACUCUGACAGAUCUAGUGGACUUCUAUAAACUUGAAGGGAUCGAGGAGAUCUCUGGAAACUGGGUUCGUUUCAGACAGCCGUACUACUCCACCAGAGUGAACGCCGCAGACAUCGACAGCAGAGUGAGGCAGCUGGACCUGACAUCAGCCAGCGGACAGCAACAGGAGGGCGAAGGCGAGAAGAGCAAAGCGGGCUUCUGGGAAGAAUUUGACGCUCUUCAAAAAUUGGAGACGAAGGUGAAAAAGAGCAGAGAGGAAGGUCAAAGACCAGAGAAUAAGAGCAAAAACAGAUACAAGAACAUUCUUCCCUUCAACGACACCAGAGUCAUCCUGAAGAACGCUUCUCCUGAUGUCGUCGGCUCCGAUUACAUCAAUGCUAACUACGUGAAAAACAAGCUGUGGGAGUCUGUUGGACAGAAAAAGUACAUCGCCACUCAGGGAUGCCUCGCAACAACCGUCAACGAUUUCUGGCAGAUGGUGUGGCAGGAGAACACAACUGUGAUUGUCAUGACAACGAGAGAGGUGGAGAAAGGACGGAAUAAAUGCGUACCAUACUGGCCGGAAAGUCAGACUUCCAAGAACGUGGGAGACUACGUGGUAACCUGUGAGUCGGAGCGGGAAGCUUCUGAUUACAAAGUUCGACAUCUGAAGAUCGCUCCCGUGGCUAAGCCCAAUUUUUCCCGUCCAGUAUGGCACUACCAGUACCUCAGCUGGCCCGAUCACGGCGUCCCUCAGGAACCAGGCGGAGUCCUCAGCUUCCUCACCCAAGUCAACGCUAAGCAGGACGAAUUUAACACUGGUCCUAUGAUCAUCCACUGCAGCGCUGGAAUCGGUCGAACGGGAACCUUUGUGGUUGUGGACAUGAUCCUCGAGACUAUCGACACUCUAGGUCUAGACUGUGAUAUCGACAUCCCAAAAUACAUCCAGAUGGUUCGGGAGCAGCGCUCCGGUAUGGUGCAGACUGAGGCUCAGUAUAAAUUCAUCUACCUGGCUGUUUCUGAGUACAUACAGACCACCAAAGCUAAAGAAAAUGCCUUAAAGGAAACGGAAACCGAGUAUGGAAAUCUUCAACUCAAACACCAACCAGCGAGCAGGAAGGUGUCAAAGAGCAAGGAGGAUGUUUAUGAGAAUCUGUCAAAAGGAAAGAAAGACGUGAAAAAAUCGAAGACUGAGAAGAAACCCAGCUCAGUGAGGAAAAGAUAAAAGACACAGAUGUUUCAUUUGGUCGUAUUUAUGCAGGCUGUGAGUGUCUCUUGGUUGAGAUUCUUCUAAAAUAACGGUUAAAAAUUAUGAGAAGAAAACUGGUUGUCUUAAAUAUCCACAUGAAUGUUUGAAUUUACAUGUUUGCUAAAAAUAAAGAUGGAAAGGGGGGAUGAACAAUCAAUGUAUAGUGACUGAAAUUUGUGUUAAACAUAAUAAACUUUAUGGCACAUUGAC
Molecule: messenger RNA, 2608 nt
Organism: Nothobranchius furzeri (turquoise killifish)
Lineage: Eukaryota; Metazoa; Chordata; Actinopteri; Cyprinodontiformes; Nothobranchiidae
Gene: ptpn6
Product: protein tyrosine phosphatase non-receptor type 6
Biological process (GO): peptidyl-tyrosine dephosphorylation; cell differentiation; mitotic cell cycle
Cellular component (GO): cytoplasm
Molecular function (GO): non-membrane spanning protein tyrosine phosphatase activity; phosphotyrosine residue binding
Source: RefSeq, a predicted model, not a curated record